AUGGCCCUAUCAAAGACGAACGCAUCGUCACCUUUUUCGAGGCUGUUCGUUCCGAAGCAAGUCGCGCAUAACGAUGAAAAGCUCAGAAAAAUAUGUACAAACCUCAGGAGCGAGCUUAGUCUUAUCAAGAGCGUCGUGAGCAAGCAAGGGCGAGUCAAGCAAGACGACAAACGUCACGUCAUCAAAGUUAUCGGCGACAUAAUUGAUGACAUCCUCCAAAAUGAUCGUACACUGUCGCCAGAUGCCAGACGUCGCUUGGUCAACAUGGCAGUAUCUAUCCUGUGGUCUGAUCCAGAAGUCGGUGUCGUGCGCCUAGAGAGUGAGGAGGCCAAGGUUCAAAAGCCGCCUAAGCAGGUGGAUUUCAACAAUAGAGUCGCAUACAUUCCACCACCGAAGGUUUCCACCGCACAGAGGCUCCAACGUGCUGUCAGCAAUGUCGACCUGAAACUUACAGCGAAGAAGACGACGAAAAUGUUGAGGCGCCAGGCGAGCAUGCCCGCAAUGCCUGCAUUGCCUCAUAUGACGCCUAGUCCAGAGGUAUGA
Verruconis gallopava is the source of this 543-nucleotide messenger RNA. RefSeq lists its product as uncharacterized. NCBI's taxonomy places the organism in Eukaryota, Fungi, Ascomycota, Dothideomycetes, Venturiales, Sympoventuriaceae. The record is from RefSeq and is a predicted model, not a curated record. The transcript has a single exon. The coding region runs from base 1 to 543 and encodes 180 amino acids.